UCCCGCCCCAUCUGCCUCCCCUUAUUUAUCGUCUUAGCUUGGCGCUGGCAGCCGGAGUCGCGUGGAAGCUGCCGGGAGCCGAGAGAACCCGCUUGGUCCAGGCAGACGCAGCCAUGGGAGCCCCCCGCCCCCCGAGAGCCGGUCCCCUCCUCCUGCUGGCGGCCGCACUGCUCCUCCAAGGAGCCAUCGCCCUGGAGUGCCACAGCUGUGUGGAGCGCAGCGACGGCGGCUGCAGCCCGGAGAAGAUGAAGACGAUCUCGUGUCCAGCCAACGCCCAAGUGUGCAUGGAAACCGUGGCGGCCGUGAAAUGGAGCCACGGGCAGUUCCUGGUGGGCGAGAAGGGCUGCGGCCUGGGCAGAACGGGCACCAACGACAAGGGCGUGGACCUGCACGGCAUCUUAGCCUUCUCCCAGGUGCGCAACUGCAACACCAGCCGCUGCAACUCCCAGCUGGACAUCCGGGCCAUGGCACUACAGUCGAUGAGUAACGAGAGCGCCCGAGUGCCCAACGGGCUGGAGUGCUACAGCUGCCAAGGCAACGAGGCCUGCUCCCCCGGCAACUCCACGGUGGUGAAAUGCUAUGACGGGUACCAGGGCUGUUUCCACGGCAACGUCACCAUGAAAGUCGGCAACGUCUCACUGAGCCGCCCCAUCAAGGGCUGCGUGCAGAACAAGGACUGCACCAAGGAGGCAAGGGGCAGCACGGCCGUCAACCUGGUGGGCUCCUGCUGCUCCGGCCACCUCUGCAACGGGGACCUGACCAACAAGACGUUCUUCGCCCCCAACAUCCCCCGGCUGGAGGUCAUGCCCGGCCAAGGGGCCAACGCCACGGGCGCCAAUGCCACAGCCAAUGCCACCGCCACCGCCAUGGUCACCGCCACCGCCACGCUCGCCACCGCCGCCACGGUCACUGCCGCUCCCACGCCCCUGCCUCCGGACCACGAGGACCAUGACGACCACGAGGAUCAUGACGACCACGAGGACCUCAUCCGGGACGACCGCCACAUCACCACGGAGGGCGAGCGGCGGAACAACCCGGGCGUCAAGCUGCCGAGCGGCGGGAAGGGGGGCGCGGCGGGGUUGACCGCCUCGGCCUGGCUCGUCUUGCUUGGGUCCGCCUUGCUCCUGUGAAGGGGGCACCAAGGAGGGGAAACGGCACGAGAUGCCCCCCACCCAUUCACCCCCCCAUCGCCCCCAUUCCCGCUCCGCUGGCCAGCCUCCCCCUGACUUCUUCAACUCCAGCCAGGCUUCGGCCCAUGCACGGCAGCCAUCUUCUUAGUUGAGCAGCAGCUCUUGAUGUCAGGCCGGGUUGGCCCUGUUGGCAUCACCAGGCGGGGCUAAGUCUCCAGGUUGCAUCUCCAUGCAGAGCCCCGUCCUCACGACACCUGGCCUUCUCUUCGGCCUCCCCACAGCAGCCAUUUUGGUCUGGAAGCAGCGUGGCUUGAUGUCCCUCUGGGGCAUCGUUUGUGGUUGCCCCCUUCACGCAAAGUGUCCACGGAGCCCUUCUCAUGGCACCACCACAAAUCCGGGCUUCCCUUUGGCCUGCACGAGGCAGCUAUCUUGGUUGCCCGUGGCCUAGUUUUGCCUACUUGCAGUGGCCAGCUUGUUUUUUAAGUGGGGGGGAAACAACACAGAGAGGGAAGAGCCAUACUACCCCUGCCCUCCAGAACAAAUUCCCACGUGUCGCCUUCCCAUAUCGCGGGCCAUAUUCUUAUAGCAGCGCAGCAAAUUCCGGCUUCUCUUCAGCCUGUGCAUGGCGGCCAUCUUGUUUCUACAUGGCCUAGUUUGACCCCAGUCUGGGGAGGGCUGUGACGGCCGCCAUUUUCUGUUCGCUUGAGUGGAUCCUAUCCCUUCUUCACCUCACCCAGGUGCAUGCUUUGCCACGCCAAUGCACCUUCGAGUGUUUGUGUUAUCUGCCAACACUGGGCAGCCAUCUUGUUUCUUUAUGCCACAUCAGUUGACAUCUGUCUAGGGAAGGUGGCCACUGCUUGGUCUUCAUUCCCCGGGGAAAAGUCCCAAGGCUGCUCCAAAUCAAAUACAGGACUACAUGCAGCAGCCAUCUUGCCAUUAUUCUUGGCCACCCAUUUUGUCUCCAGCCAACAGGGUGGUGGGUCCUGUUGCCAUGGCGCCAAAGGCAACUCAGGCUUCUAACAGCCUGCUAGGCCUCAGCAUUGGGAUUCACAGUCAAUGCCCCCUCCACACACACACACGCACACACGAGGCUGGUUGUGGAAGAUGGCGCAACAAGAUGGCCGCCGGCACACGGGUCGUGGACACGGUGGCCAGGGCACAGCAAUGGGAAGGGAGGGGCAAUGGGUGGCUCAUCCUUAUGGCUUGGUGGGCUUGGGCACUUCCCCCCACCCCCCCACCAACUUGCCCGCUGGGUAUUUAACCCCAAUAAUGGGGUCCCAGCACAGCUUCCCAUCCUUCCACCAGCCCCGGUGGCACAGCUCAGAGAAGGAUGGGAUGGUGCUAAGAGAGCGGAGGGGUCAAUGAGUUCCUCACGGCCCCACUGGGGCGAUAGGGACUAUCCCGGAUCAGCCCCACGGGCCCAUCCAGCCCAAUAUCCCGCCUUCUCCCUGCCCCCCCCCCCAGACCCAUCCACCCUGGUGUCCCUGCUACCUGAAACCUCUGGCCCCAUUACGCCCCCUCACUGUGCAAUAUUCCCCUUCCUGACCUCUCAGCUCAGCACAUGCCCUGGAGCCGCGAGUGAGGCGUCCCGGAAUCGUUCUCCCAGCUGGCGCGGCUGCAGCUGCCCUUCCCAAUGUAAAUAGUUUCAGAGACUCAACUCUCGCCAUGGGAAGGGGGCCGGGAAUUCCCGGGGAAGGGUUUAAAGGCUCAUUAAUAAAAGGAUUGUAGCUGUG
Messenger RNA from Malaclemys terrapin pileata, 2863 nucleotides. RefSeq names its product ly6/PLAUR domain-containing protein 3-like. Gene Ontology annotation, cellular component: plasma membrane. The record is from RefSeq and is a predicted model, not a curated record. Lineage: Eukaryota; Metazoa; Chordata; Testudines; Emydidae. The coding region runs from base 114 to 1130 and encodes 338 amino acids. The transcript is spliced from 5 exons.